Penicillium subrubescens is the source of this 2745-nucleotide messenger RNA. RefSeq names its product mitochondrial elongation factor MEF2. Lineage: Eukaryota; Fungi; Ascomycota; Eurotiomycetes; Eurotiales; Aspergillaceae. Gene Ontology annotation, molecular function: GTP binding; GTPase activity. The record is from RefSeq and is a predicted model, not a curated record. Gene Ontology annotation, cellular component: mitochondrion. The transcript has a single exon. Gene Ontology annotation, biological process: ribosome disassembly; mitochondrial translation. The coding region runs from base 1 to 2745 and encodes 914 amino acids.
AUGGUCGUGGCCCCAUUGUUGCGCCUCCCUCAGCCGGGGCUGCGGUGUAUGGGUUCGACGGUCUAUAAGAGCCAGGCCAGCCCCGUGAAGAGCCGCAUCUACUCCCAAAUUUCUCGUCUCGCGAGUCAAAUAGCUCCAUGCUUCUCGACUUCAGUUUCCAGAUGGCAGAGCGAGACUCUGGACCGAACACGAAACAUCGGAAUCAUUGCCCAUAUCGAUGCUGGCAAGACCACCACGACGGAGCGCAUGCUCUUCUACAGCGGCUUCACCCGGCGCAUUGGUGAUGUGGACGAGGGUUCUACGGUCACUGAUUUCUUGCCCGCUGAACGCGCACGUGGGAUUACCAUUCAAUCAGCUGCUAUCACGUUCCACUGGCCUCCUGGAGACGGAGCAGAAAGUCAAGCCUCUACACUGAAUCCCUCUCUGCCCAAGUCGUCGGUGUCACAUACGAUCAAUUUAAUUGACACACCGGGGCAUGCUGACUUCACAUUCGAGGUCUUACGGUCUUUGCGCAUUCUUGACGGUGCUGUCUGCAUCUUGGACGGUGUGGCUGGCGUUGAGGCGCAGACGGAGCAGGUCUGGAAGCAAGCUAGCACCUAUAAGAUCCCGCGAGUGAUUUAUGUGAACAAGCUGGACCGUGACGGUGCCGCUUUUGGCCGGACAGUCCGAGAGGUCAGCUCUCGUUUAGCUGUCUACCCAGCAGUCUGCCAGAUCCCUUGGUUUGAAGGCGGCAAUGGUGCUUUCGUCGGCGUGGCAGAUGCCAUCAAUCUUCGGGGACUGCGGUGGAAGGAGGGUGAAGACGGACGCGCUGUCAAGAUGAUGAAUCUCGAGAAACUUGAUGCUGAAGAGAGUUUCCUGGCACAGGAACUCCGCCGUGCGCGUAUUGCGUUAGUUGAGUUGCUGAGUGAACAAGAUGAAGCCAUUGUGGAGAAAUUCUUCGAAUGUGAUGAAGAUCAUCUGGCCGUGCCUCCUAUGGACAUUAUCGAUAGUCUUCGACGAUGCGUUCUUGACCAAUCAAGCCGUAUUGUGCCUCUCUUCGCUGGUGCAAGCUUCCGCAAUAUGGGUGUUCAGCCGUUGCUGGAUGCCGUGGUAAACUUGCUUCCCAGUCCACCCGAAGCUCCCGACCCAGAAGUGAGCAUCGGUGGUGUCAAGGGAGGAUUGAGGCGACUACUCUCCGGGGAUCUAAUUGUGGAGCAGAAUGAGAAGGCAUCUGCUCCGGUGAAGGGCAAGAAAAAGAAGAAGGCCGCACUCCAAGCGGACCCCAAGGACGCCAUUUCCAAGCUCCAAAGCUGUGCGCUUGCCUUCAAGGUCGUCAAUGACCCCAAGCGCGGUGUAUUGGUCUAUGUUCGAGUAUACUCGGGCUCGCUGGAUCGCAACAGCCUCCUCUUCAACACCAAUCUACACCUCUCCGAGCGAGCACCGCGACUGCUCAAGAUGUACGCCAAUGACGCCGUUGAAGUGGACUCUAUUCCAGCUGGUCACAUCGGCGUCGUUGUUGGGCUCAAGCAUGCUCGCACCGGUGAUACGCUCCUAUCAUAUGCUGGAAACAAGCCCACACCACCCGAACCGUUGACCAGUCUUCAACUGCGUCCAAUCGAUGUGCCUCCGCCAGUAUUCUUCACCAGCGUCGAGCCGCAUAGCCUCAGCGAGGAGAAGCGCAUGCAAGAAUCACUCGCGCUGCUCCUACGAGAGGACCCAAGUCUGCACGUCAGUGUGGAUGAAGAAUCCGGGCAGACACUCCUGAGUGGCAUGGGCGAACUACACCUCGAAAUCGCCCGCGAUAGACUCAUAAACGAUCACAAAGCCAAAGCAUCCAUGGGCCGCAUCGAAAUCGGCUAUCGCGAGUCCGGACUCGGCACCUCAAACGCCAUCACAAAGAUGUUCGACAAAGAAGUCGCCGGCCGCCGCGGCAUAGCCGGCUGCACUGCAAUCGUAGAACCCAUCGAUGAACAAGACCUCUCCGAAAUCACAGAUGAUGAUACCCUCCUCGCCGAGACUAUCGAGGGCAACCAAAUCAUCAUCCGCGCCCCGGGUCUCCAAGUCGACCGCUUUUCCCGAAACGACGAAGAAACAAGCCCAUUCCUCCCACCUGGUCUAGACCCGUCUUCUCUCCGCGCAGCUCUCCAAAACGGCGCGCUGGCAGCGCUCGCCCGCGGCCCUCAAUUCACUUUCCCAAUGCAUAAUACCCGGGUUACACUCACCGUCACUCCGGAAGAACAUCUCUUCGGCAACGAUACAACCACCUCGGCCUUAUCAGCCGCCGCCCGCCAGGCUACAUCCGCCGCUCUACGAGACCUUCUCACUGGCCCUGGAACGGUAAUGAUGGAACCAGUCAUGAACGUGAUUAUCAGCGUCGACGAAGCUAGUCUCGGCUCCGUCGUACACGACAUCUCCUCUUCACGCGGUGGCCAUAUCCUCUCUUUAGACGAGGAGGUGCCAUUAUCAGCAACAGACACUUCUGGAUCUCCGGCAGAAGAUAACCUACCCCCCAUUGACCCCAACCGCGUAUACGCUCCGCCGGAUCCAUUCGAGACGCCUUCCGUCAGUGCUGAAGUGCCAGUGUCCGCGUCGAGACCCCGGAGUAUAACUGCGAAGGUCCCGCUGAAGGAAAUGGUUGGGUAUCUGAAGCACCUGCGUAGUUUGACCGCUGGGCGUGGGACAUUUGUUAUGAGCGUGGAUCGGUUUGAGAAUAUGUCUGCGCAGCGACAGAAGGCUGUGCUGUCUGAGUUGAGGGGUGGAUUUUAA